UUCAGUUACAGAAAGUUCUGAGUAGUUUCCAGGAAAUCAUACUCCCCCCAGAACAAGGUGUCAUUCAGCUGCUAUUUCCUUUAACAGGAAGUUAAUCUACUUUCACUUUGGGGUUAUAAAUUCUGAUCAUAACCAGCUGCACAGACAUCACCCUGAGCACUUGUCUCAGCUGGGAGUCCAUUUGGUAAGCAAAUAUAACACUUCAUAAUUUUCUACACUACACGUUUAUUUUUGUCCUCAUUUUGUUGUCAGCUAUAAACAUUUGAUUUUACUGUUCCAUCUACAAGGUUUAAUGGGUGUUUUACAGAACAUACACGUCUGUGUUGUUUGCAAGAAAAGAGAAGAAAUAAAAAUAUGAGAUUUUGUAUUGGAGACAUUGGAGGUUAUUUGCCUACAUAUUUUUUAAAAUAUAUUUUUCUUAGCUUGUUCAGGAACCUGGUCUGAUAAUGAAAUUAUAUUAUGGUAAUUACUGGUGGGGAGGGGAAGAUCCCACCUCCCACAUUGUCCAGUUCCCAAAGCUGUGCAAUCUGUCUCCGAUGGGGUCUACUACUGUGUCUGUUUUCAGUGGAAUUUCACGAUUAGAAGUAUUCUAUAUGAAGAGUACUAUAUGAAGAGUAGUAUUGCCUCAGCAGUGAUCCAGGUGCAUUCCUCUGUAUGGUACCCCUCCCAGUGUAUAGGAACAGCAUGCAUAAACCCUGUCCUUUAGAGUCGAGUAGUAUUAUGAGGUAUGUUGGUCUGCUGUCUAUUUAAUCCAUUUUUUAAGUAUAUUUAUGUAGUUCUUUUAACAAUGGACAUUUUCACAAAGCAGUUUUACAGAAAUCCAGAUAUAGAUUUAAAUUCCCCUAAUGAGGAAAACAGCUGACAUUAGGAAGAAAUCUUUAGAGGAACCAGACUCAAAAGGGAACCCAUCCUCUUCUGGGUGACACCAUAUAGUGAGAUUAUAAGUCAUUACCCAUCCACAGGUUUGUACUGUGGAGAUAAGCAGUGUUAAGUGUGAGAGGAUCUUGAGUAUGAGCCUCAGAGUCAUUUCUGAUUUCUUUAGAGUUUUAACUUUAAGUGUGAAUUGUGUAUGGGGGACGGGGGUAAAAUAAAAUAGUAGUAUUUUAUAAUCAAUGCAACAUUUUGGUCAAAUCUUCUGGUUCUAGUAAGGACUCUGUUUGCUGCAUUCUGGACUAAUCAGAGCUUUUUUCUCCACCUGCUGGAACAUCCAGACAGCAAGGCAUUACAAUAAUCCAAACUAAAGGUAUUUCUGAAAAUCUGUAAUUACCAACAAACCAACGGUGAAGAAACACAGAUGAAAUAAAAGACUGUGGCUCAGGAUCCACACAAAUGGAGUUAAAGCAGCUCAAAGAUGAUCUUUGUGAAUUUUUGAAAACACUGGGACUUGAAAAGUACUACCCAAACAAGCUGACUCAGAGGUCUUUGCUGGAGAUCAACAGUGCCAGUGUAUCUAAUGAAGAGGUUCACUCACUACAAGCCUUACCAUGGGCUUUCCUACGCAAGUUACUGAUGGUUAAUUCAAAUUCAAGAUCUUUAUGUGUACCUGGUGAAAAUAAUAAAACAGAUGACUUGUUUGCUGAGCGGAGCUUUGACGCUACCCCAAAUCUUCUAGAUCUCCACACUGCCCUCUUUGUCUGUGCAGACAGUUUCCUUCAGCAAGAAAUGGCACUUAAAAUGUCAAUGUGCCAGUUUGCAGUACCAUUUCUGUUACCUCAGGGAGUACAUAAUAAAAGCACUCUUAUAUUGUGGGCUCUUAGAAGUAUCCUGAAAGAAUGGCGUCCACAUUCAAUGUCAGAAUCUAAAGGGUUUGUUGAGGACAGUGUUGUUCAUGCAAAAAUUCCCUUGAUAUCGUUUGUGAGGCUAAGCAACUGCAGUUUGUCCAAGUCACAGAUUUUGAACCAAGUGCUCAACAAGUCACAGCAGCACCAUGACUUAUUUUCACAUCGAGAAAGUAUUGGAGGAUCUGCUCAAAGGGUAAUCAGUAAUGGGAUGGUUGAAAUCUGCUGGAGUCUGCCAUGUGGAAAUGAUAGCAUCGAUGUAUUUCCUGAACCAGUGGCUAUUGCUAAUUUAAGAGGAGAUGUUUGCACAUUUGAAACACAAUUCAGUUUCCUUACUCAGGUGUCAACAGCUGUCUUUGUGUUCCUAGACAGUGUUGACAAAAAUGAGCAAAGGUUGUUUGCCUCUUUACAAGGAAUGAAAACCAAUAUCUUUCUUGUGGUUAAUGCUCAGAAAAAUAUGAGCCAGAAUGUGAAGUCAUCUAUCAAAGCAGCAGUUGAUACUCUGAAAUUGGAAAUAGAUCGCACCAUUGUGAAAAACCAAAGAGUGAAUUUGGCUACUUUCUCAAGCAUGAUCAGUUCUGCCAUUAACAAAGUGCUAAGUGAGAAUCACAGAUCAUCAAUCACAGAAAUUGAGAGUAUGAAGAGAAUUGCUCAGGAAUUAGGUCUUUGCAUUGAUGAAUGUGAAAACAGAGCCUGUGGAUCAGCAGAGGAAAGAGCAGAGAAAAUUAUGAAAAGUAUUGGAGUUCGUCAAAUAGUGGAAUAUAAAAAGACACGGCUGCCACUGCAAGGUGAAAAUUGGAAAAGACUGGCUCAGAUAGAAAAAGAGCAAUGCCGAUUACAACAACCAGGAGGGUUGACUUUGGAGGGGUAUAAGGCCCAACUUCAAAAAGACAAAGAUGAAAUUUGGAAGAAACAAAGCAACUAUAAAGUGACAGAAACAAUGGGCAUCUUAAUAAAGGCACUAUCAACCUCUGAUGACAUUGAGCGAGCCUUUUUUCUCAGAUGGCUGGGACUAAAGCUGGACAUUCGAUCACGCAAAGACAUGUCAAACCUUCGGAAAGAAUAUACAAAGUGUGAACAACAGAAAGACAGAGAUGCUAUAGUUCGAUUAGACCAGGAGCUUCUUGAUUGUUCUCUUGGAAUAGAGCACUACAUGAGGGAAAUGGGACAAAUCUAUGAGGUUGCUUCAUUUGGUUCAAAUAAAAUGUCUGACAGAAUUAGCAGUCUCCCUACUCUGGCUGCCAAAAUGCUUCUAGCUGGGUUCCCUCUUGAACUACUUGAUGGAGAUGCAUCAAAUAUCCCAGAGAAAUGGGUGAGUGAUGUUCUCAUGGAGCUUCACAGGAUGGUUGGGCAGAAGAGCCGUUUGCUGGUUAUCACUGUGUUAGGGGUUCAGAGUACGGGUAAAUCAACACUACUCAACACUAUGUUUGGAGUUCAGUUUGCAGUGGGCAGUGGACGAUGCACACGUGGAGCAUUCAUGAUUUUCCUUCCUGUGGGUAAAGACUUGAAGGAGGAGUUACUUUGUGACUUUGUCCUUCUGAUUGAUACAGAGGGUUUGAAAUCACCAGCACUGGCACAACUGGAUGACAGUUAUGAACAUGACAAUGAAUUGGCCACAUUUGUGAUUGGUCUUAGUGAUGUAACCAUCAUCAAUGUAGCAAUGGAGAAUUCCACAGAGAUGAAGGACAUCUUGCAGAUAGCAGUUCAUGCUUUUUUACGGAUGAAGGAAGUUGGUAAAAAAACAGUCUGCCACUUUGUCCACCAAAAUGUUGCUGGUGUAUCUGCAUAUGACAAAAACAUGACAGACCGAAAAAAGCUCCUGGACCAAUUAAAUGAGAUGACAGUGAUUGCAGCUGAAAUGGAAAAGCAGCCUAAUGUGAAGAAAUUCACAGAUGUCUUGGAUUAUGAUGUGGAAACGAACAACUGGUAUAUACCAGGCCUAUGGCAUGGAACACCACCAAUGGCACCAGUUAAUACAGGCUACAGCGUGGCUGUGUUGGAUUUUAAGAAAAACCUCUUGGAGAUGCUUAAAGUGAGAAAAGAUGAAGAGCCCUCUCAGAUCCCAGAGUUCCUGCAGUGGAUUAGUAGCUUGUGGAGGGCAGUGAAGUUUGAGAACUUUAUAUUUAGUUUCAGAAACACUCUUGUGGCCCAUGCUUAUGACAACCUUUGCAGAGUGUUUUCUGAAUGGGAGUGGACUUUCAGAAGACAUAUCCUCGCUUUGUUUGCUAGUGCAGAAGUUCAAAUAUCUAACGCUGAAAGCAGCAGUAUUGAUGAGGUUGUUGAGGCACUUCAAAAUAAUUCACAUAAGGAAAUUGCAGUUCAAACAAAAGAAAUUACUGAGAAAUUGAAAGUCUACUACAAAAAGAAAGAUUGUAAUGUGCAUUUAGUGGAAAAGUACAAAGCUGAUUUUAGCAAUAGUAUUAAAUCUCUGGAGACUGAAAUGAAGCAUGAAGUGAGAAAGAAAUUAGAAGCUGCUGCUGAGAAGAGGAGAAACACGGAGAAAGUAGAAGAGAUACAAAAUAAUCAAGCUGCUAUGAUUGAGUGUAAAGUUCGGCAGUUACUGCAGAAUUACAAAGAUCGUAAUGAUGCAGUGUCUGAUGAUGACCUCAGAGCUGAUUUUGAGAGAAUGUGGAAUAGAGAAGUGGCAAACAUCACUGGUCUAAAAGAAAAGGAUGUUCCUGCUGAUGUUUUGAAGCAACUGCGAGCAAGUUUAGGAAAUCGCCAAGUCAUGGAGGAUUUGCAGAACGUUAAGAGUUUGUCACAAUAUGGGCGAGAAGAUUUCAAGGCCAAGACAAGACAUUUAAACUUGGGGAAAAAAAAUGAAAAAGCAAUAAAUAUUAUUAUGCAAAAAAGUCUAAAACAAGACCUACAGAUUGUUGCAGUUGAUGCCAUUAACAGUUGUAGAAGGAUGAUUGAACAGUUCACACAAUCCAAAAGUGAUUACCAAGAGACAUUUACAAAAGAUGUGCUUGAUAAAAUUGAUGAACACCUCAAAAAAGCAGGCUCCAAAUUCAAUACCAAAUUUGAAUUUGACCUGAAAUUGCACAUUUGUGGCAUUGCCUCUCGGAAAUUCCUUGAUAUGCACAGGAAGUAUAUCACUGAGCAAGAUCCAUUAAAUCAUGUACAGAAAUUUAAGAGGCAGUAUCUCUCUGAUUUCAUUGAUUUGUACAGAAAGAGGGACCAGUGCCAGAGGAAAGCACAAGACUUCACUCAGCUCUGUCUCAAACCAGCAGUGACUGAGUACAUCGACCAGUCCCUCGGACCUGACAUUGUUGAUGCAGUUUUGGAGUAUAAGUCUACUGAGUAUAGUUCACGAACGCUGUUUCAGUACACCAUCCUGAAGGAACUACUGAAAAAAUCCAACUUCAGUGACUUUGUAGAGUAUACUUUGCAUUAUGAGAAUUAUGUCAAAGACUGGAUAUACAAUCACAUCAUUAAAUGUUUCUCCAGAGACAUUUCUUUGCAAGAAUUAAAAAUGAAGAAGCUGGACAGAGUAGUUAAAAAGAUCACUAACGCAAUAGAAGCAUCUAAGCUGGAAGCCAAUGGGUCUCCUUUGCCCAAUAAUGCAGAAGGUACUACAGUUUUGAUCAAGAACCUUUGCAAAGCUUUGAGUGAUGUCAUCUCAAUAUCCAUGAGUACAGUGGAGAGGGUCCUGUUUCAGAACACAAGUUGUUGUGAACCAUUCACCAAAUGUCUCUAUGAAUGUAUUGAGGACCUGAAACAACAAAUAGCAAAGGAGAUCUCAGAGUCCACUGAUACCACUGAGACCCUGAACAAUGUGCCUGUAAAACCCCAAGAUGAGCUUUUCAAGAGGGUGUUUGGUUGUGGAGUGCAGUGUCCAUUUUGCAAAACACCAUGUGAGGCAGGUGGGAAGGAACAUCAGCUACACCAUGCAGCUGUGCACAGACCAAAAGGACUUGGCACCUACAGAUUCUUAAAGACCAAUAUCCUUUGUGAAGAGAUUUGUACAUCUAGUGUUCAUGGCAAUGGGAUGUUUCGAAACCAUGAAACAAAUUACCAACCUCAUCCGUACAAAGACUACCGGAAAUAUUACCCAGAUUGGCAUAUUGCACCUGACAUGUCUAUAGAGGCCUCAGAUUACUGGAAGUAUGUGCUGGUGACAUUCAAUAAGCAAUUUGCUGAACGGUAUAAAGCAUUGCCAGCUGUGUAUCCAGAUGCGUGGAAUGGAAUCACUAAAGAUCAGGCUUUUAUUAGUCUGAAGCAGAUGUUUAAUGUUCAAUAAUGGAUGACCUGCAAAAUAUAUAUUACCAUUUGUGAAGUGGACAACUCCAUCACUCACAGUUCCAUCACUAAUGUUAUCACUCAGGUGAAUCAGGAACUGGAGCGCUAAUUAUGUCUGACAAUUGAACAUCUACUGACUUACUAUUAUCUAAAUAUAGAAUCAAUUUUACUAAAAGUUAUUUUCAUAUUUUAUGAAAUAUGAAAUUUUUAAAUGGAUUUAAAUGGUUUCUUUUAAACAUUAUAUCUGUAUGUCUACAAUGAUAAGCAAUUUUUAAAAGUGUAGUUAGGAUUGUUAUAACAUUUUGGUGAUUGGAUUAUUUCUGUGUUUGUGAUGUUAAUUCAAAUGUUACAAUUAUGUUUAAUAAUCACUUGGUUACAAUUGUUACAAAUCAUUGUUAGAAAUGUUACAGUUAUGUUUAUUAAUUACUUUCUGAAAUUCAAAUGAAUGCAUUAUUCAGAACAUAUUGUAUGAAUGUAUGAGUAUAUUCAUAAACUGAAUAAACAAUUCAUACCAUAAAUAUAUCAAUCUGUCAAUCCAAAUUGGUUGCAAGGACAAAUUUUAUUGCAGUAUGAAUUACAAAUAAACGAAUACAUAAUACAAUAAACUAAUAAUUUCUCAUAUUCAUUCAAUUUAACACUUCUACAAUCAUACAUACAUAUGAACCAUUGCACUGAAUGGGUGCCAUUUCUGUCCACAGGGCCUUAUAUAUACAAAUAUGCAUGAAAAUUAACUUAAAAAAACAUCUUAUCAAGCAAGUUUAGUGGUUAGCACGCUCGCCUCACACCUCCAGGGUCGGGGGUUUGAUUCCCACCGUGGCCCUGUGUUUGUGGAGUUUGCAUGUUCUCCCUGUACUGUGGGGGUUUCCUCCGGGUACUCCGGUUUCCUCCCCCAGUCCAAAGACAUGCAUGGUAGACUGAUUGGCAUGUCCAAAGUGUCCGUAGUGUAUGAAUGGGUGUGUGAGUGUAUAUGUGAUUGUGCCCUGCGAUGGAUUGGCAUCCUGUCCAGGGUGUACCCUGCCUUGUGCCCCAUGCUCCCUGGGAUAGGCUCCAGGUUCCCCUGUGACCCUGAAAAGGAUAAGCGGUAUAGAAGAUGGAUGGAUGGAUGGAUAAAAACUACCUAGAACGCUGAUAAAAUUUGUUACCUGUCCACACUCUCUCACACUACACUUUACUAUUAAAUAUAAUGAUUAAAAUCCUUCAGAAAUGUUUUUUUUUGCAUUGUUGUGUUCAUAUCUCAUCUACAGUUUAAAUAUUUUUUUCAUAAGAAAUCGAUAAUAUUUUAAUUAAAAUACACAUUUUAGUCUUGUCCCUGGGAUUUAACUCAGUCCUGUUACCUUAAAACACC
Messenger RNA from Ictalurus furcatus (blue catfish), 7365 nucleotides. RefSeq names its product up-regulator of cell proliferation. Bases 1330 to 6021 code for a protein of 1563 amino acids. NCBI's taxonomy places the organism in Eukaryota, Metazoa, Chordata, Actinopteri, Siluriformes, Ictaluridae. Gene Ontology annotation, molecular function: GTP binding. The record is from RefSeq and is a predicted model, not a curated record. The transcript has 4 exons.